UGGACAAAAAGAACGCACCAAAAGUCUCUGCCUCUGACUGCAGUGCACGACGACACACACAGAUGAAUGGUGAAGGAAGAUAGUGAGAGAUACAGAGUGCACGGUUUUGAGGUGAUUAAGGUUGUGGCCACAGAUCUUGACCAGCCAUAUACUGACAACUCAGAUAUCCGCUACCGUCUGAUGAGCCAGGAACCCAAGUUGCCCAGUGACUCCCUGUUUGUUAUCAAACCAGGAGUCAUCAGAGUCAAUGCCGGUGGGCUACACAGAGAGACAGAUUGGAGCAAAGUGGUAACGGGACUGUAAAGCCUUUUGAUUUAUGGAAACCUUACAUUUGUCCAUUAUUCUUUUGUCUAUGGUGUCAAGUCCAAAAUGCUUUCUCGGAUUACGUGGCAGAUGGUUUUGUGUCAUGAUUAUCUGUUCAGCAGUGCUUGCUAGUUUCCUCCAUUUUGCAUUAACAAAGAGCACAUUAAAAAAUGUAGUCUCACUUUGCCAGACCUACCUCCACAGCGC
This is a messenger RNA of Perca flavescens (yellow perch), 510 nucleotides long. RefSeq names its product cadherin-3-like. The record is from RefSeq and is a predicted model, not a curated record. Lineage: Eukaryota; Metazoa; Chordata; Actinopteri; Perciformes; Percidae. Gene Ontology annotation, cellular component: membrane. The transcript is spliced from 3 exons. Gene Ontology annotation, molecular function: calcium ion binding. Bases 67 to 303 code for a protein of 78 amino acids.